AGAACCUGUCAGGUUGGUGGGAGGAGCCAGUCGCUGUGCAGGAACACUGGAGGUGAAACGAGGAGAAUGGAGACCAGUUUAUGGCUCUAACUGGAUCCUGAAGUCAGCAGCUGCAGUCUGUAGAGAGCUGGACUGUGGAUCUGCUGUUUCAACACGAAUGAAGAAUGAGUCCUUACACAGAUCUGCAUGGGAGAUCAGCUCUGACUGUGUUCAGUCUGGAUAUGGCCUGAGGGAGUGUGUGUCAUCAGGUUCCUCUACCUCAAUCAUUGAGAUCACCUGCGCAGAACCUGUCAGAUUGGUGGGAGGAGCCAGCCGCUGUGCAGGAACACUGGAGGUGAAACGAGGAGACUGGAGACCAGUUUAUGGCUCUAACUGGAUCCUGAAGUCAGCAGCUGCAGUCUGUAGAGAGCUGGACUGUGGAUCUGCUGUUUCAACACGAAUGAAGAAUGAGUCCUCACACAGAUCUGCAUGGGAGAUCAGCUCUGACUGUGUUGAGUCUGGAUCUGCUCUGAGGGAGUGUGUGUCAUCAGGUUCCUCUUCCUCCAUCAUGGAGAUCACCUGCGCAGACUCUGUCAGGCUGGUGAACGGGACUGGUCUGUGUUCAGGCAGACUGGAGGUGAAGUCUAACCAGUCUAACCAGUAAACCAGAGGUG
Messenger RNA from Micropterus salmoides (largemouth bass), 653 nucleotides. Its product is annotated as scavenger receptor cysteine-rich type 1 protein M130-like. The record is from RefSeq and is a predicted model, not a curated record. The coding region runs from base 158 to 643 and encodes 161 amino acids. Gene Ontology annotation, cellular component: membrane. The transcript is spliced from 3 exons. NCBI's taxonomy places the organism in Eukaryota, Metazoa, Chordata, Actinopteri, Centrarchiformes, Centrarchidae.